AUGACGGCAAACAGGAUAAAAAAAGAGCAAGAGAGCUCCCGGAGGAAGCUGGAGCAGGAGAAAGAGAGGAAGGCGAAGGAGGCCGAAGAACUGAAGCGGCUGCUGGAAGAGGAGCGCCAGUAUGCUCAGAAGAAGCGUGAGGAGGAGGAGCGCCGCAUAGCGGAACUGGCGAAGCAGCGGCGGGAAGAGUCGAAGGCCCGCAAGGAGGAUCUGCAGAAGAAGCAGCAAGAGGACCGUGCGAAUACCAAGGAGCAGCUGCAGGCCGAGACGGAGGAGCUGCUUGCCGAGGCCCGCCGUGCCGAGGCCGAGGAGAAGAAGGCACGCGUUGAGAAGGUCAAGUUUGCGACGAAGCAGGCCCGGAGGAAGCUGGAGCAGGAGAGGGAGAAGAAGGCGAAGGAGGCCGAGGAGGCGAAGCGGCUGCUGGAAGAGGAGCGCCAGGCUGCUCAGAAGAAGCGUGAGGAUGAGAUUCGGCGGAAGGCGGAACUUGCACAGCAGCAGCGGGAGGAGUUGAAGACAGGACGUGAGGCUGCGAUGAAGAAGUUAGAGGAGGAUCGCCGUAAGGCUGCAGAUGGUGUGUGGGAGUAG
Molecule: messenger RNA, 585 nt
Organism: Trypanosoma grayi
Lineage: Eukaryota; Euglenozoa; Kinetoplastea; Trypanosomatida; Trypanosomatidae
Product: trichohyalin
Exons: 1
Coding region: 1-585 (194 amino acids)
Source: RefSeq, a predicted model, not a curated record